AUGAGCUACUCGUACCUGUUCAAGUACAUCAUCAUCGGCGACACCGGCGUCGGGAAGUCGUGCCUCCUGCUGCAGUUCACGGACAAGCGGUUCCAGCACGUGCACGACCUCACGAUCGGCGUCGAGUUCGGCUCGAGGCUGGUGGCGAUCGGAGAGAAGCAGAUCAAGCUUCAGAUUUGGGACACCGCGGGUCAGGAGUCGUUCCGUUCCAUCACGCGGAGUUACUACCGCGGCGCCGCGGGCGCGCUGCUCGUGUACGACAUCACGCGACGCGACACGUUCGAGCACCUCACGUCCUGGCUCGAGGACGCGCGGCAGCACGCGAACCCUAACAUGACCGUCACGCUCGUCGGCAACAAGAGCGACGCGGAGGCGUCGCGCGUCGUGUCGACGGAGGAGGGCGAGGCGUUCGCGCGCGAGCACGGGCUCGCGUUUCUGGAGACGAGCGCGCAGACGAGCGAGGGCGUGGAGGAGGUGUUCACGUCCACGGCGGCGGCGAUAUGCGCGAAGAUCGACGACGGGCUGGACGUGAACAACGAGAGCAACGGGAUCAAGCCAGGGUACGGCGGCGCGAGGGGCGGCGGGAUUCGAUCCGGCGGCGGCGGCGUCGUGGACGUGGGCGUGCAGCCCGCGCGGCGGAGCGAGGGCGGGUGCUGCUGA
Micromonas pusilla CCMP1545 is the source of this 660-nucleotide messenger RNA. RefSeq lists its product as uncharacterized. The transcript has 3 exons. Lineage: Eukaryota; Viridiplantae; Chlorophyta; Mamiellophyceae; Mamiellales; Mamiellaceae. The record is from RefSeq and is a predicted model, not a curated record. Gene Ontology annotation, biological process: vesicle-mediated transport. Bases 1 to 660 code for a protein of 219 amino acids. Gene Ontology annotation, molecular function: GTPase activity; GTP binding. Gene Ontology annotation, cellular component: Golgi apparatus.